AAAUAAAUAAAUAAAAACCCUAAAAAGACCUGGUUUUUUUUUUUUUUUUUUGCUGGGGAAAAAAAAACCAGGUCCUAACAAUUGCGAGUUAGAGAUCUCAUUGCAUUCUCCUUUUCCGUUCUCGCAUUAUCUUUUUCAAAUUUGAUCUUGUUUUGGAGUUCGUAAUUCGAAUUUUUUCUCUGUCAAGGUUAUUCAAUCUCCUCGUCCAACAAUGAACGACCUUUUAAAGGAUUCAUUUGAGAUCCCUCGGGGUCACUCUUCUAGAAGUGGAGAUAUUGAGAUGGGAGGAAAUGCACCAAGCAAUUCUGGAGAUCUGGGACUGGAAGAUUUCUUCAAAAAGGUUCAAGAGAUUGAGAAACAAAAUGAGAAACUGGACAAGCUUCUUAAAAAGCUCCAGAAUGCACAUGAGGAGUCAAAGGCUGUGACCAAGGCUCCUGCCAUGAAAGCAAUUAAACAGCGAAUGGAAAAGGAUGUUGAUGAGGUUGGAAAAAUUGCCCGUUCCAUGAAGGGGAAAAUUGAAGAACUUGACAGAGAGAAUUUAUCUAAUAGGCAGAAGCCUGGGUGUGGAAAAGGUUCUGGAGUGGACCGAUCAAGAACAGCAACAACUCUUUCUUUGAAAAAGAAAUUGAAAGACAAGAUGGCUGAAUUUCAGAUUUUGAGAGAAACCAUUCAUCAAGAAUACCGGGAAGUUGUUGAGAGGCGUGUUUUUACAGUAACGGGGACACAAGCUGAUGAGGAGACAAUUGACAGAUUGAUUGAGACUGGAGAUAGUGAACAAAUAUUUCAGAAAGCAAUUCAGGAGCAAGGGCGAGGCCAGAUAAUGGACACUCUUGCUGAAAUUCAAGAGCGUCAUGAUGCUGUUAGAGAUUUGGAAAAGAAGCUCCUUGAGUUACAGCAGAUAUUUCUGGAUAUGGCAGUCUUGGUGGACGCACAGGGUGAGAUGCUCGACAAUAUCGAAUCCCAUGUCUCAAGUGCUGUAGAUCAUGUGCAAUCAGGGAAUACUGCUCUCCAAAAGGCAAAGAAACUACAGAAGAGCUCUAGGAAAUGGAUGUGCAUUGCCAUAAUCAUCCUUCUUAUAAUUGUUGCGAUCAUUGUUGUUGGUGUUCUCAAACCGUGGACUAGCAACAAGGGUGCAUAGCAAGCUUUUCCAUUUCUUAUGUAAAAAUGUAUCGAUCCUGCGCUGAAAUGUUCUUAGACAUCUCCCGGCAAUUGUUAAUUAUUUGAGGUCUUUGUUUCA
Molecule: messenger RNA, 1237 nt
Organism: Carica papaya (papaya)
Lineage: Eukaryota; Viridiplantae; Streptophyta; Magnoliopsida; Brassicales; Caricaceae
Product: syntaxin-132-like
Biological process (GO): exocytosis; vesicle fusion; intracellular protein transport
Cellular component (GO): endomembrane system; plasma membrane; SNARE complex
Molecular function (GO): SNARE binding; SNAP receptor activity
Source: RefSeq, a predicted model, not a curated record